UUUUUAGCCUUUAUGAAAUUGGAAAACGUAAACUUCCGGCAUUCUUUCGUUUCUUUUGUUAGCUUUUGACUGGUUUCAAUUUACGUUGUCAUAGUCGAGAGUUGUUGGUAAUCAUCAGUUCAAAGAAAAAAUAAUUAAUUAAUGAGCUGAAGAUGGUAACUAUACAUUAAUAUUUCCGCAUUUUUAAACUGUGUACCUUAAGUAGUUUACUAAAUAACAAAGAAGACGAGUGUAAUUGUAUACUAUCAUUACUAUGUAUGGCAUCUUUCCGUCUGCGGGAGACGAUGCAAGCAAUUGGUGUGGCUGGUGAGACCAAUCCUCGAAUGGCAGUCUCUGUUACAUUUCCCUCCUCGCUCAUUUUGCAGCUGUUUCCGCCCUGUUUUGCUCCUCGGCAUGUAGUGAUCCUGCCUUCACGAUGUCCCGCCAUGAGGAUCGAUCCUCUGCCAGCUCCUCCCAGUUUGAGAUGUCGAUGUUGGCAGACUUCAUGUCUCUUUUGCAUAUGUCUAAGUAUCUCAGACGAGGCCGUCCAACUGACCUUUUCCCUGUCGCUAGCUCGCUGUAUAGCACUUCAUUUGUUAUGCGACCAGGUUGCAUUCGCUUGACGUGUCCAAGCCAGCGGAGGCGUCUUUGACUUAACAUGGCUGGGACGCUAAAAUUGUUUGUUUGGGACAGGACAUCCGUGUUGGGGACUUUGUCUUGCCAUUUAAUGUCAAGGAUGUGGUGCAGGCAUCUGAGGGGGAAGCUAUUGAGCCUUCUUUCGUGGUUAGAGUAUGUGGUCCACGACUCGCAUCCAUACAGGAGUGUGCUCAGUACACAGGUCUGGUACACCUGCAGCUUAGUUCUUGUUGUGAGUUUGGUGUUUGACUAGACUCUUUUCUUCAGUCUGGCCAUAACAGUUGCGGCCUUCCCUAUCCUUCCACUUAUCUCAUCCUACAUUGAGAGGGUGCUCGAUAUGUUGGAUCCCAGAUAUGUGAAACUGUUAACAGUAUCCAAUUCGUAGUCGUCGAUGGCGAUAGUGGGGAGGAAGUCAGCGUCCUGUGCCAUAAUGUUAGUUUUCUUUAGGCUAAUUGCCAGGCCAAACUCUUUGCAGGCAGCGGAUAGGCUGGAUACGAGGCUCUGCAGGCCGUCUGCUGUGUGAGAUACCAAAGCGGCAUCGUCCGCAAACAAGAACUCGCGCAGCAUGACCUUUCUUGUUUUAGUCUUAGUUAUAAGGCGGGCAAUGUUGAAUAAUUUGCCGUCAGCUCUAGUGUGGAUGUAUAUCCCCUCGCUGUUGUUCUUAAAGGCAUACUGGAGUAGGAUGGAGAAAAAGAUUGCAAAUAAAGUAGGAGCCAGCACGCAACCUUGCUUGACUCCACUACCCACUGGAAAAGCUUCCGAGUGUAAUUAAUAUAAGAGGAACAAUACUAAUAACUUAUAACUAAUACUCCUAUACCAAUACUAAUAAUUAUAUAAUUUAUAAUUAAUAACAUUCAAAUUUUAAAUUUUUUUAUGAUUAUUAUUUAUUGUUAUUUUUAUACUUUAUUAUAAACUUUUGACAUUUUCAUAUAGUUUUAGUAAUCAUUUAAUUUACAGUAUGUAUUACAUUAUACGGCUUUUUAUUUAAUUGAAAUCUACACUAGUCGACUACAGUCUCUAGUUUUUACAGACAUUCUGAUUCUGAGACUGUCACACUUUCAUUAAAAUAAAUUAAUGGGAAUCUACCACUUCAGGAUUGGUUGUGAAAAAAUCAAGUUUUUUUUUGUUUUUUCGGUUUGAAGUGCUAUUUGAAUGGUUACCGGUAUUCUUCUAUUGAUGUCCAUUCAUUAAUAGUACAGUGGAAAAGGCUACUGGGUUUUCCGUGGCUUUGAAAGAGAGAGUGGGCGCUGUUUUCUUAUUGAAGUGCCAUAUAUAUUAACGACAUGCAAUUACAUUACAGGAGUGCAUAGAGAACUAUAUCCUUCCAGCCCCACUACUUUUUUAGACGUAUGUGUGGUUUAUGCAAACAUAAACCAAAUCAGAAACUGAAUCAACAAACUCUUCUUUGCUGUUCAUCAAUAAAAAUUUUGUAAAUCCACACGACACUGUUGAAAAAAUGUGGACGCAGGCAAAGUGAAAACUGAAAAAACAAUUUAGCAAAAGAUUCAAAUUUUUUCCCCUCAUUUUUGCAUGAAUUCAUGUCCCACAAUUGUUUUCGUGGAGAUGAUUUAAACUCAAACUGUGUUUUCUUUUCAUACAUUAAAUUGGUUACGUUUUUCUAUUUUUAAAAAUUUUGUCUUUUUUUUUAUAAUUGUACUGAAAUGAAUAUGUACAAUGUCAUAAAAAUGAAAAAAUUUCCAUUUAUUUGGAUCAAUAAAAGAAUAAAACAAUCCCCACUUAAAUAGAACUUCAAACCGGAAUAACAUGAUUUUUCAUAACCGACGCUCAAGUGGUAGAUUACCAAAAUAGUCAUUAUAAAUUUUACAUUGAAAAUAAAAUGUUUUUUUUUUGUUGACUUAUACUGUGACUUUGUACUAACUGAUAAUACUAAUAUUAGCCUAAGUAAGUUGCCAUUAUUAUAAGUCUUAGUCUAAGUAAUUAACUUAGUAAGUAAGUAAGUUAACUAAAUUAUUUUUUGUAAAGAAGUAAUGUAAGUUGACAGUGUAAGUGUAGGUAGUAGGUUACAAGUAGGGUUGGCCUAAAAAUGAUAAUGAGUAAAAUCCAGAUUAGUGAUCAGUGACUUAAUUAGCUAAGCGUUACUAGUAAGUGUGGAACAUGACCUUGAUCAUCAGUAUCUAUCGUGUUGUGUAUUUUUCUAUUUUCAUCCCAAUCCCCCUCAUUUGCCCUUCACCUUAUAAACCACCCUACACACUUCCUCUUCUCAACCUCAUCCCCCCUACCAACUCAAACCUCCAACAAUGUUUCAUAGACCACCUUAAUCCUCUGCCAACUCUCCUCUUUGGACUUACACCUUACAAACAUCCUCCAUCACUUACAUUGGCCUUAGCCUCCUCCUCAUCACUGCACUGACUAAGAGUUAAGAGCUAUUUAUGAAUGAAUUUACUUGUUCAUAAGCCAAUUUUGUUUUAUAUUUCAGGGAGAUAAGGGAGGUGGUUCUGCUUAAGAGCUGGUAUUAUUAUGAUACUUUAAAAAUUUUCUCUAUAUAAAUUGAUUUUAUUAUAAAAAUAAAAUAAAAAAUAACAGAAGGCGAAAUUGGGCUGUGUUUUGUCCUCAUUUCACGCUGCUAUGCUUUGAGAGUAUCAAAAGUACUUUAAUAGAAAAAUGAAAUUUUUAUUGUAGAUGGCAGAGGUCUUAUUUUUUUAAAUUUUCAGAAUAGUUACAAUACUGUAUUUACCAGUAAUGAAGCAAAAGGACUGUCUGUAUGUUUAUUAGUUUCUAGGUCUUUUUACUUAAGCAAAAAUUAUUGUUAACUGUCUGGAUUUUAACAAAAUAAAUUAUUUUAAUUAGUGCCAUAUUGUUUAUCCUGUUUUAUGGGGUUCCAUGGAGCUGGUUACACACUUUUCAAUUUUUUCCCCAGCCAAAACUAAAAGGGUUGGCUUAUGAAUAAAUGGGCUUAUAAAGUAUAUAUGGCAUGCUCUGCACACAAAAAGGAAACAUUAAAAAAAUGAGAAGGAAAGUUAAAAUUGUAUGAAACAAAUAAUAAUAAUUCCAAUCACAAUUGAAUUGAAAAUUAUGAUUUUUAAUUUGAAGCAAUUUAUUUUUUAUAUUUUACAUAUAAAGCCUAAAAAAUAAGUCUAUUGAUUCAGAAGAUUUUAAUUUUAGUUUAAACCUUAGGCUUUAGCUUAUUUAAAUCCUGGCACUACACAAUCAAAAUGGGUGCAAAAUAUAAAUAGUACAUUACAUACUUAGUGUGCAGAAAUAUUUAAUUCAUUUGGCACAGAAACACAGAUCACAUAUUAAGUGUAUGGUAUAAAAGAAAAUAUUUUGUUAUUUAUUUCAGAGUAAGAAGAUCUUUGUGGUAUAAUUCCUUAUUUUUAAAAAUUGAAGUUUGAACUUAAUAUUAAGCAGCAACCAAAAUGUAGUUCAAUACCUUGUUUUAAUAUGUUUUGUGAAAAGCUCCCAACUAGACAAUUAUAUGAUAUAUUCAUUCUAAUUACUAUAAUAACUUUAAGACAAUGAUGAUAUAAAUAUUAUUAUAUAAAUAAAUUUUGAUUUUGAUCACAAUUUUAAAAAUAAUUUUUUGUUGUUGGUUAAUUUUAUGUUCUUAAAAAUACUAUCCAUUAUUCAUAUUAAUUAUGCAAAAUUUAAUUUAAUGUUUUAGAUUUAUUCUCUUUCCCCAAAACAUGAUCUUACAAAAAAAAAUUCUUAAUAAUUGUUUCAAAAAAGUAUUUUUAAUAAGUCAUAUUUUUAUGUCUAGUUCAGCUUUGGCAAUACUUUUCCCGAUGGUCGUACUUUCAAAGAAACAUACAAAUGUUUCAGCGUGACAAUGCUUGGAGACAGAGAGGAUGUAGAAAGAGGUGGAAAAAGUGAGUUACGGUAUCUAAUGUUUGUUUAUUAAGGUAAUUUGUAGCUUUUGUGGCAAUCACUUUGUCACAAAUCAUUCCAAGCCUUUCUUGUGUGACAGCACAAAUAAGUAAGGUUCCUUAAGCCAUUUACCUCAACUUAAUUAUUGACCUAUAUUUUCAAGUCGCAAGCAAGAUUAUACAAGGUAAUAACAAGUGAAAUAAUAGAUUGUUAGAGUAAUGUUUUCAAAUAAUUAUUCUGUUAAAAAGUUUUAAUAUUUGUUUCAAUAUUUUUACAAUAAGAGAUUUUGAAUAUUCUUACUGUCUCAAAAAGCAGCUGUUACAAUCUUUUCAAAAUAAGACAUUUUGAAUAAUCAACUUCAAUUUGUACUUGUUCCUCUUCUUAUUCUAUAUAUUAAAGGCUCACGAUCAAUGUAUUCGAUCAUUCUGGCUCCUAUGUAUAUAGAGGGGAUUUGCAAUAUUUUUUUUGCUUGAUAUUAAAGAAUAUAUUUCACUGGUUGCAAGGGCUACAACAGGAGCUGGGGGUUAAAGGCCUGAGGCAAUAGACGCAAAUGUGUCAAGUGUUGUCGCCUCAACUGUUCCUUUUGUAAGAAAUUAUUACAAAUCAUUUGUCUUUUUUUUUCCUUCACAAAUAUUUGGAAAUAGAGCUUUGUGAGAAUUGAUUCUUACUUCACAAUGCCCAUUCACAAUCCUGGCAUUAAAAUGUAUGAUAUAAUAUAUGACUUUCUAUAUUUUUAUUCAGUUAUCAUGCCACCAUCUGCUUUGGACCAACUGAGUAAGUAUGCUAGUUUUAUAUUUAUUGAAAAAUGUACCCUUUCUUUAUUAUUUGGUGUCUGUUUUAGUUAUAUUUGGGUACAAGGUGCAUCUGUUUCAUUAUUUAAUAUACAUUUUAAAAUUUAGAGCUGGAUUAUCUCCUUUAGGCUUAGUGACCAAGGAGCUUGCUUUUAAAGAUUAAAACUGAUAGCAGGCUACUUGAAAUGAAAAUCUGUUAUUUUUUCUAGAUAAUUUUUUCAUAAUUAAAACUAUAAAUUAACAAAAAUGAGUCAUAGCAUUAUUACAACUUGAAGUAGAUAAGUCAGAUUGGUCAGGAUAGUGCAAUAUUUCUCCUGUCUUUUGUCAGGGUGGUAAACUAAUGGUCUUAUCCUUUUAACCAUGUGCCAUGUUAUCUCACAUACAUAAGUGUUGGAGCCUCUUUUUAUUUUGGGAAUUAGAUGAAAGACACAACUUGCUACUGACUAGGCAAAUUUGGAUUAUAAACAAUCCAUACACACACCAAUUUAAAUAUAUAAAGAAAUAGAGACUGUGGUCAUUGAAAACAAAAAAAAACCAGUUGUUAAAAGUUUGAAAUUGCCAAGCCUCUGUGUAGUCUGGAGCCAUACAAAAUAGAGAUUCUAAAAUGUUACGUUUUAAAACCUUUUAAAUUUUAUCUUAGCCCAUUUAUUAUUAUUGCAUUAAAAAUAUUUUUUAGGUUUUAUAUUUUGUUGUUAUUGCAGUUCUUAACAUGACAGCUUUUCUGUCCUCAUGGCUUCACACCAAACAAUUCUACUGUGGAUUCUCUUGUAUUUUCAGCUCGUCUGAAUAUUCAGUAUCCUAUGUUGUUCAAGCUAACAAAUAAAAAGUCCAACAGAGAAACUCAUUGUGGUGUUCUGGAGUUUGUUGCAGAUGAAGGACGCAUAUUUAUUCCUUAUUGGGUAAUUGUACAUUGAAAUAGAAGAAAAAAAUUGCUGGUUAUCUCUUGUUAAACUUGAAAACAGUGUUAUUAAUAGAAAUUUACCUUCCAGAAGCCUGAUGGUAGCUACAAAUGAUAAUCCUUUGAUGUUUUUUGUGUGUUGUUUUUUUUUCUACAGAUGAUGAGAAAUCUGUGUGUUGAUGAAGGCGAUUUUAUCCAGAUUGACAAUGUUUCAUUAUCGGUGGCCACAUACGCAAAAUUUCAACCGCAGUCUGUGGAUUUCUUGGAUAUUACCAACCCCAAAGCUGUGUAUUCUUUUUAUUAAUGUCUUUGAUCGCAAUGGAUACGGGACAUAAAAAUUUAUUUUGAUGUGAUUGUAUAUCUGAUGCUUAAAUUAAGAGACACUGCUAAUCUGAUGAGUAAGACCUUGUUAAAACAUAAUUUAUGUUCACUAUUUUUUAUUGUUGGUAAUUUGUAAUUUAUUUCCUUGACACAUAAAGCCUUGAAAAUGCCCUGAGGAACUUUGCUUGUCUUACUCAAGGAGAUGUUAUAGCCAUAAAAUACAAUGACAAAGUAAGUUUUAGGAAAUGUUGGUUUCAUGAGAUAGAUUGAAAAAGUGCAUAAGAUAAAGAAAGAUACUGUGGCCAUUGAAAACAAUAACAAAGUAACUCAUUUUUUUUUUGGUAACUUUUUAGACACAACAGAAUAUUGCAAGGUGAUAAACUUCAAAUAAAAGGGACCUAUUGCUUACUUUAUACAUUUCAUUCUGUUAGAUUCAUGCGCAAAACAAUUCAAAUCAUUAUUAAAUUUAAAUACAAGUGUGUUUGUUUUUUUUGUUCAUUGUGACAGGAGUAUGAGCUGUGUGUACUGGAGAGCAAACCAGGAAAGGCUGUCUCCAUCAUUGAGUGUGACAUGAGAGUGAGUAUUGAACAGGAGAUCCCUUUAGUUGUUGUCUAUGUAAACAUCACUGUUUCAUUUGAUGCAUAUGCUUAGAUAAUAACAUUAAGUCUGUGAGAUGAAUUCAUUUAUAAUUAAGGUGACCAUUUAUACUGAUUUUUACCAGAGCAGCACUGGUUUUUGGAUUUGUCCUUGUUUGUCAUGAGCUGAAAACAGUAUAUUUAAAGACUACCAAAUUUAUUUUUUUUAAUUGAGUACUGGGUAUAUCUGACAACCAGGCUUAUAUAAAUAACUAAAAGGAGUAUAAUUAAUCCUAAUUGUCAUCAAAAGAAAAAAAAAAAAUUCAAUGACAAGUUAGCCUCACUGGCAGAAGACAUCUCUCUGUAAUCACAAUUAAUUGUUCAUUUUUGGACACCUAUGUAGCAAAAUGAUUUUAGAAGUCAUUUUUUUAAAUUUGAAAAUUGUUUACUGUCCUGGUUUUGACUAUGGAAAAAUAUGGUCACUUUAUUUAUACCGGUAAUGAAAUAAAUAAAUAUAUAUAUAAAUGAAAGAAAGAGCAUAUAAAGCCUUUAUCCGUCUGAUUUUAGAUUAUGCAUCUUCAGUCUGGGACCCAUUUACCCAGAAGAGCAUUGACAGGUUGGAGGCGGUCCAGCGACGAGCAGCACGCUUUGUCCUUAACCGCUACAGGAAUACCUCUAGUGUUGGCAACAUGCUAGAAACACUAGGCUGGUCACCAUUGGAGAAACGACGACGACAAUCCAGGCUUUCCAUGAUGUACAAGAUAAAUAAUGGGCUGGUUCACUGUUCCAGUAUUAAACAGAAACUUGUCCCUCUCCCCCGACAGCGACGAGACUAUGACAGGCAAUUCAGGCUCAUACCAGCAAGAAGCCAGUAUAGGAGCUGCUCAUUCCUGCCCAAGACAAUCAGGGACUGGAACCAUCUUUCAAAAGGAACAAUUGAGGCGACAACAUUAGACACAUUUGUGUCUAUUGCCUCAAGCCUUCAAACCCCUAGUGCAUGAUUUCCUCAUCAACACCAGUAACAGAAACAUUGCAAAUCCCAUCUACAUGCAUAGGAGACAAAAUGAUCAAUAAAUUAAUAGUGGGCCCUUAAGAUAUAGAAGAAGAAGAAGAAUGAAUGAAUGUUAUAUGACUAAUAUUGGAGUUUUUCUAUUUGAGGUAGGUGAUGCAGGAAAUUUUUUAAAUUGACAAUCAAAUGGUAAUUUUUUUUUAUCAGGUGGACUUUGCCCCUCCAGUUGGUUACAGGGAACCAGAACGACGGCCAAGAAUCACAGAUCAUGUGGAUGGCGCUGUAAGACUUUAUUAAAAUUAACUUUAUGGUUUUAAAGCAAAGAGGAAAUUAAGGGCAAAAGUGGGGAAAACGAAGGCCUGAUCCAAUUAUUAAACAUGAUUCAAAUUUUCCAUCAUACAGGAACUUGAAACUGACAGUGCAGAUGAUAUGCAAGCUUUCAGGGUAGGUAAAUUUGAUUUAAUUUUUGCUACUUGUCUACUUUUGAGACAACUUAAGAGAUUGUGAUUCAUAUUUCUUUUAAAAACAUUGAAAGACACCAAUCAAAUAAAAAACAUUGUAGUAUUUCAGUGUAAUUUUUAAAUGAUUAACUCAUGAAAAUAAUUAUUGUUUGACCUCUUUGUUGCUGUAGAGUAAGUGUAAUAAAGAUGUUAAAAUGUAUUCAAGAAUAAUAUUCAAAAGUGAGAAUUGUUUUUAUUGAAUAAAUGCAAGAUAGUAAGAUGUUUGCUACAAGCUAUUGUUUUUAUUCACUCAUCAGCCUUUUGCUGGUCAAGGCAACAGAUUGGAUGGCAAGACAAAGGGAACAGAAGUAGGAGCUAGUAAUAUUGGUCAAAUUGGACCACAUAGAAGGUGAGACAUUUUAAAGAUUUUUUUUAUCUGUAGAAAAAACAUUUUAAGUUGGUAAAGUGCAUUUCAGUUCUAACCCUUUACAGUCUGAUGUGGCCUUAAUGCACAGUAUUAUUAUACUGGACCUAAUAGCAGCAUACAUAUACUUAAUAACAAUUGAUCAUGGAUGAAAUUUUAAAAAAUAAAUGCUAUGUACUUUGCUUACCAUUGAGCUUGAACUAUUUUUAGGGGAAUACCCAACUACAACUUCAAGCGUGGUACCAUCACAUUCAUACGAAGUGUUCGGCCAGUUGCUAAUGGAAACACAGAAGAGGAAGAGGACAAAACAUUUGAAGCCUUUUCUGGGCAAGGACAAUCAUUAAAGAAGAAAAACAGAACUUAAAAUAUCUUAGGAUUGUUUUGUUAUCAAUCUGCUGUUUGGAAGAAACGGUCAUAUAGAUGGUCAAAUUGCUGCGGAAUUCUUGGUAUACCGUGUGCUGAAUAACUACAGCAAAAUCAUUAACAGUUUUGACUGAUUGGUAAAACUUUAUAACAAAUGUUUUUAUCCAUACUGAUUGGUGAAACUUUAAAAAAAAAAUGUUUUAUCAGACCCUACAAGCUUCUAAAGUUACUAUUGUUGGUCAUAUUUUGUUACAUAGUCAGAAACUUAAAGAAUUCUUGGAUUAUAAGUUUGUGGGGUUUUUCUUUCUAUCAUUUUUUAAAUUAUAAUGUCAUUUUUUUUUUAAAAUUUGAAGAGUAAAAUAUUUGUAGCAUAGACAUUUUGGACAAGAUGAAAGGGGGACAAGAUGAAGAUUUGAGUUUUUGGUGUAUGGCAUAACUUGGAUGUCACGUGCAGACACAGCUUUGCAAUUCUCUGUCAAGUGUGUCGAAGAUUCUUCUUUUAUUAAUUUAUAAAUAUUGUUACGUUAUUUACAGAUAUUUUUUCUUGUACUACGGAUACAUCAAUAAAUGAAUAUCUUAAGAACAUCAUAUCAUCCAAUUUUUAUAUUGAGGCUCAGUAAAUGUAAAUGUGGAUAAAGGUGUUAGUAAAACUGAAUCCUGGAAUCAUAUAUAAAAUUGAAUCCUGAAAUCGUAGGAUUGAAAAAUAACACUGGGAUUUGAUAAAAUGCAUAGAAGUUAAUUCAAAAUUUUAAAAAAUGGACUUGUAUUCCCAGAUUAACUUGACUACUCCUUAAAAUUAUUUGACAAACCAGCUGGUAAUUUAAGAAUGGUUUCCUACAAUCUUUAAAAAAAAAAAAAAGAGCAUGUCAAAGACUACAGAUAUUUGUCUGCAUAUUGUAAGCCAAUGUUUAGUGCCAAGGUUAUGCACUUUAAUGAUAUUUUAAUUCAAAAUUUUAAAAAAUGGAAUUGUAUUCCCAGAUUAACUUGACUACUCCUUAAAAUUAUUUGACAAACCAGCUGGUAAUUUAAGAAUGGUUUCCUACAAUCUUUAAAAAAAAAAAAAAAGAGCAUGUCAAAGACUACAGAUAUUUGUCUGCAUAUUGUAAGCCAAUGUUUAGUGCCAAGGUUAUGCACUUUAAUGAUAUAGUUCAGUCAAUGAAAUUAAUAGUUCUUGAUUUAUAAAUUAAGAAAACUUAUAUCUUUUUAUGACAAUGAAAAGAUAUAUUGACCAGUUUUUAGUUAUUUUUAUCUCUAAACUACCUGCCAUCUGAAGGACCUCUUUAUUGAAACCCUUAGUAUAUAGAAAUGUAAAGGACUUCAAAGUAUUGAAAGAGCUGAGAGAGAUUUAGUUUAAGUUUUAUCGCGGUCCGACCUCAUAUAAUUGGUUAGUAAGAAAAUCCAACAAGAAAUAUUGCAUAACCAUAAAAAGCUUUAAAAAAUUUGCUUAAAAAAUCUUGGCACAAAAAGAUUUUUAAUGAUAUCACUGAAUCACAGUAUAAGUAAUAAAUGUGACAUCUGAUAGUUAAAAAAAAGAACAUUGUGGAAAAAGUUGUGCCUAGCUGCUCAUGUCGAAAGCUAUUUCCAAUACAUUCAUACAUUUCUGUUUUAAACUACUUCAAUGGAACUUUUGGACAUUUGCCAUGAACGGGUUUGACAGGAAAUUCAUUGUCCAGGUUGGAAGAAACCAGGCAUUCUCAAGUGAAAUAAAUGGCUACACAAGUAUCUAAUCAUGAUUUUGUUGUACUGAACCUUGAACUCAUUUAUUGGUUGGGGAUUUGUGGGGUCUAUGAAUUAUUGAUCAACAAUUUGCAAAAAACAAAAAAAAAUUUUUUGUUAACCCAUAAAAUAUAUUUUUGUGAUCAUGAUGAUGCACAUACAUGACUGUGGUAUCCUUAAUACUGUUAUGGUGGAAAUUCUUCCCCCAUCCCCCAAUGAAAUUUUUUUUUUUUUUUAAUGGAAAUUUCUUAAUAAAAUCCAACCCUCCCUUUUUAAAAAAUAUUUUAUAUUUAAUUUUGUUCGUGUUUCUUUCUGGUUGGGUGGCAAAAUCUUCGGACAGUUAAUUGACCAACCUCCCAUUAACCUAUCGAGUUGAAACUUGGCACAUGGACUUGUUGCCGAUGACAACACACUCUUAACUCUAUCAAACUUUCACCCCUUACCCCAAAAAUCAGUUUUCCUGUUUUUCAAGGGAAAUAUGAUGCCUUUGAUUUCAUACACAAAAAUUCCAGAUAACUGCGCUAAUAUGACAUUAUUAAAAAAUAUUGCAAGUGCGUUCAGUGCGUAAUAUUUUCUAUUAUUUUGCUGAAUUAGUUGGUGAAAUAAAUUUGAUGUAUAAAAUCGGGUGGGUCAUUAGAAUAUUAAUAUAGUUCAGGAGCAUGAAAAAAGUUAUACGAAAAACCUUGUUUUUUGGGGUUGUUAAAUUAAAAAUUCAUUUCCAUCUAUUGUGUUCACUAAUAUUUU
Lymnaea stagnalis (great pond snail) is the source of this 11721-nucleotide messenger RNA. Lineage: Eukaryota; Metazoa; Mollusca; Gastropoda; Lymnaeidae. The record is from the annotation of a GenBank genome assembly.